Molecule: messenger RNA, 1026 nt
Organism: Myotis lucifugus (little brown bat)
Lineage: Eukaryota; Metazoa; Chordata; Mammalia; Chiroptera; Vespertilionidae
Gene: HHLA2
Product: HERV-H LTR-associating 2
Source: RefSeq, a predicted model, not a curated record
AUGCUGUCUCUCUUCCUCAUUCUUAUAAUAUCUCUAAGCGGAUCUCAAAUCUUUCCAGCUUUCUUCAUUCAUUUUAGUACUAUGAGUGAGCAAAUAGUCAUUGGAAGACUUGAGGAAGAUGUAAUUCUCCCUUGAUCAUUUGAGAGUGGUGAAAAAGUCAUAAUUCACUGGAGGAAUCAAGGUGAUGUUUAUACGUACUACAAAGACAGUGACCAUUUGGGAAAGCAAGAUCCCAGAUACAACCAGGUCACCCUCUUCCUCAGUGAAAUACACAGUGAAAAUGCUUCCCUAACUUUCAGAAGAUUAAGCCAUUUGUAUGAAGGAUGGCCUAACAAGAAGCUAAUGAUGACAGUUCCCAAAAGCCCUUCUUUCUCCCCCUUCACUUUUGUCACACUGGCGAUAAAGUGUGAAAAGAGGAACACAAACAGCUCCGUAAUAUGUGGCGUGUUAAGUGUUUAUCUUUGUCCAGUUCGUACAUGGCAAGUGAACAAUACACCUAUCCCUGAAGGCAAUAUGGAAGGAAUUGGGUCUUUUGAUCCUUUUUAUAAUAAGGUAAAUAUCAUAGGAUCAAAUUUAUUGUAUGAAUGUACUAUUGAAAAUCCAUUGCUGAAGCAAACAUGGACAGGGAGAUGGACAAUGAAAGUGGGCUUCAUGGGGCUUUCUGUGUAUAUGUGCUAUGUCCAAGGGAUCCCCACUUCCUUUAAUACUAAUUACAAUUCUGGUACUAACGAGGAUGCUGGGAAAAGUUCAGGCUUCUCCAGUUAUUCCCGAGGAGCCUCAACUUAUAGACUUUUUUGUUUGUUUUAUUUAGAACCAAGUCAAAGAACAGCCCUCUGGAUAAUCAUUCUGUCUUCAGUGCUUUGGGAGAUUUUGGUGGUACUUAACAUCAUGAGGUCAAGAAUAUGCAUCUAUUUCAUCAAAGGUGAUGCUUCAUGGAAGAUUUGGGUUCUGUCCCUAGGUAUUCAGAUUGAGGCUCUUUCAGAACAGCUAGCCAGUACAGGAAGUGAAGUGAAAACAGAAGUGUGA